CGGGCCGGGGUUUAUCAAACCACGCGUUCUUCGCCACAUCCGUUCAAGUUGCCACAGUUUGGGGAGAGCUCCACAACAGACCUCGGCAGCGUUGCAACAAUGUCACCGCUCGUUCUCUGGUCCUUCUUGUUAGGACUUUUAGUUCCCCUGACUUUCGGACUGACAAGAACUGAUUUUUACCCGUAUGGCGUGGAGUAUGGAGACUCUGAGCUGCGCAAGGGCGAUGAAGUGAGCAGUGACCCCAUCCCUCUCUUCUCCCCCGUCUACUUCUACGGAACACGCUACCAGUCCCUUUUUGUGAGCACAAAUGGCAUCAUCUCCUUUGGCAAAGCUGUGUCAGAAUACAUCACCGAACGCUUCCCGUUGGAUGUGUCUGUCAUCUCUGUCUUCUCCACUGAUGUGGACACUGAAGCAGCAGGACAAGUUUUCUACAGAGAAAGCACUGAUCAGCAACUGUUGGUCCAGGCAUCAACUGCUGUCCGGAAGUACUUCCCUGACCAGUCCUCUGAUUUCAUGGCAAACGCACUAUUCAUCGUUACCUGGGUGGAUGUUGGAUACUACCCUGACGGAGAUGACAAGAGGAACACUUUCCAAGCUGUGAUUGCCACUGAUGGAACGAGGGAGUCCUUCGUGUUCUUCCAUUACGAGGCGGAUGGUAUCCAGUGGUGGAGAACCAUCCAGCGCCCUGGCAGGCGGUCCGCUGGAGAACUGCCAGCCCAGGUGGGUUUCAAUGCAGGCGAUGGAGAGCGCUUCUAUUUGGUUCCUGCAUCAGGCACAGAUGCUGUGAAGAACGUCAAUGGCUGGUCCAACAUGAACACAGGAGGAGCCUGGCUCUUCCAGAUUGGAGCCUUUGCUGGAUUCCAGAACAUCAUCCCCGCGCAGCCCAAGCUGGAGUCCCCCAUCGUGGACAGCGACCGUUCCACAAGCUUCAACAGGAACAGGGAGCCUCUCGUGGAGGUAGCGCCUGCACCGGUGGACAGAACUGGUCAGUUCAACAGAGAUGAAACCCCCAGCAAUCAGGACCCAUUCCAAGUGACCUUUUACAACCUGGAUGGUCAAGGUCAGUCUGCGGGCUGUGACUCGUGCCACCAGAAUGCCCGCUGUUCCAGACAAGGUUCAAUCAGCUGCUGUCGCUGUCAGGAGGGUUACUAUGGCAAUGGCAUCAACUGUCUUCCCGCAGGUGGUAGAGACAGCAAUAAUGUUGGCACCCCCCAAAGAGUGAACGGCAAGGUUGAGGGAACUGUGCGUCUGUCAGGUAAAGAUGAGGUUGACCUCCGGGACAUUGACCUCCAUUCCUAUGUGGUGGUUAACGAUGGACGUGCCUACACAGCGAUGAGCAGGAUUGAGGAGAAUGUUGGCUACGCCAUGCAGCCUCUGUCCACCAUUGGUGGCAUCAUCGGAUGGCUGUUUGGUCUUCCUCAGGCCAACGCUGUCAAUGGAUACACACUGACAGGUGGAGUGUUCAAGCGCUCUGCCGUGGUGACCUUCCGCCCUGGCAACCAGGUGUUCCAGGUGGAGCAGGACUUCCAGGGUGUGGACGAGUUUGGUUACCUCACCAUGACAACCAAGCUGAGUGGAGAGCUGCCCCCCAUCGCUGCCGGAGACAAGGUCGUGGUCGGAGAGUAUCAAGAGAUCUACCAGAAAACUGCUCCUGGUCUGAUCAAGUCCAUUGCCUCCCGUGGCUACACCGUUGCCAACCGAGUUUACAACUACACCUGGGACCAGACUAUUGAGUAUGAUGAGGCAGGUUGCAACCUACCAGCUGAAGGUCUGGUCACCGACUCCCUCCGUGUGGACGUUUCGCGCAAUUUCGUGUUCUUUGACAACAAGGAGGAAAUUGUGAGAUACGCCAUGACCACCAAGGUGUCACCCAUGGCAGGUGCCCGCUGUGUGGCCCUGGAGGGGCAGCAGUACACCUGUGAGUGUGUGGGAGGCUACACUGGAGAUGGGCGCAAUUGUCAAGAUAUCGACGAGUGCACUAGUGGAACGCCACCUUGUGCUCCCAAUGCCAACUGCAUCAACGAGAUUGGAACUUUCCGUUGUGUUUGUCCUCCUGGCUAUGAAGGGGAUGGCUUCUCUUCCUGCACUGCACUUUCUCCCCAGCCAUCUCAAAACCCGUGCUAUGACGGAACCAACGACUGUGAUUCUCUUGAGCGUGCUCGCUGCAUCCCUCUAGGCGCAGGGCGGUACAGGUGCGAGUGCAACCCUGGUUUCACUGGUGACGGCCGCACGUGUGUAGAGUUUAAGUUUGAGCACCCAUGUGUGGAGGGCUCUCACGGCUGUGAUGAGGAGACCUCCAUGUGUGUUAAGAGGGCCGGUCUGAGGUACGAGUGUAAGUGCCUGCCAGGAUACAGAGAGAAGGGCGACCACUGUGUUAAAGACUACCCCAACCCCUGUAACAAGACCAGUUGUGGCAGACAUGCAGUCUGCGUUGGUCGUUAUAACCCCGACAAUGACGAGGCGUCACUCAUCUGCAAGUGCAAGCCAGGGUUUGUUGAGGUGGCAGGGAAGUGCCGCCCCAAACAGUCUGUUGUCUGGAAGGGAGUCAACACGACAAAGAAGAACAAGAAUAAGACAAGGAGAACAAAAAGAGAUGCUGGAAGAACAGACCCCUUGUUCUGCGACUGUGAUGUUGGUUCCCCCUCGCGGGUGAAACGACAGCUCCGCUACACAGAUUUGAUGAAGAUUGACUCCAUGAGCCCUGCCAGCCAGCUGCAGAACCCCUGUGUGGGGAACAGGUGUGAUGUGAACGCAGUCUGCAUCCCCAACCCUGUACCCAGCGACUGCCCGUGUAAGCAAGACUACACCUGCAUGUGUCAGCCUGGCUAUACUGGAACUGGCUACAAUUGCAGAUCCAACCCCUGCCACAGUGGAGAGAGCAUGUGUGGCAUCAACGGAGUUGUCAGGAUGACCAAGAGUGCUUCCCUUCCUGUCAACCCCUGUUACACAGGGGAUCACAUGUGCGACAUUAAUGCGUAUUGUGUAGCAGGGGUGGCCAAUGAGUACGAGUGCAAGUGCAUGCCAGGGUACUCAGGCACUGGAUUCAGAUGUGACGCUGCCAGCCCCUGCUCAAACCAUGACUGCCACCCUGCUGCUGACUGUGUAGAGAUAAACGCCUUCAAGUUCAUGUGUCUGUGUGGCCCUGGGUAUGCUGGAGAUGGACGCACAUGCGUGCUCUCUCUUGACUUGGCGACCUCGACUGACCCCUGUGAACAGAACAGGUGUGACCCUAAUGCCCAGUGCAUCCCAUACCAGGACAGGUACUCAUGCAGGUGUAACCAGGGUUUCCAAGGAAACGGUCUACAGUGUACACCUGAGUUGAUUCAGCCCUAUGAUGCCUGCGCCCAAAAUACCUGUGAUCCAAACGCCGACUGCAUAGCCAUUGGGUCUGCCUACACCUGCAAGUGCCAGCCUGGGUACAUCGGCGAUGGGUUUGGCUGUUAUCCGGACAGAGGUGCUUUGACAGGAGAGACUAGACAGUCAGGUGUGUGCGGCUCAUCGAUCUGUGACGUUAACGCCAUCUGUGUGGACCGCGGGGAGGGAAUAUACACCUGCGAGUGCAAGACUGGUUACCGCGGUGAUGGCAGAACGUGCUCUGCUGCUAAUGCUUGUGAGCAGUCAAACCGGUGCCAUGAGAGGGCGGAGUGCAUCCCGCUUGGAAACAGUUACACCUGCCGCUGCCAGCUUGGGUACACGGGCGAUGGUCUGACCUGCACCUCUAUAUCCAGAGACCCAUGCAAUCCGAACCCUUGUGGUGCAAGUAAUCGCUGCCUUGCACAGGGUUCUACAUACAGAUGUCAGUGUUCCAAUGGAUUUCAGCUAGGACCAGCUGGCACAUCAUGCUUACGACAAGCAGUUGAUCCGUGUAACCCCAACCCCUGUGAUCCCAGAAAUGGCCGCUGUGUGCCACAAGGCUCCACAUACCAGUGUUUGUGUAACCCUGGUUUCCAGCUGUCUUCAGACAGAAGAACAUGUACUCCUAUAGCCAGAGACCCAUGCAGUCCGAACCCUUGUGAUCCUACAAAUGGCCGGUGUAUACCACAAGGCUCAACAUACCAGUGUACAUGUAACCCUGGUUUCCAGCUGUCUUCAGACAGAAGAACAUGUACUCGACAAGCAGUCAACCCAUGCAGCCCCAACCCCUGUGAUCCCACAAAUGGUCGGUGUAUACCACAAGGCUCUACGUACCAGUGUACAUGUAACGCUGGUUACCAGCUAGGAGCAGACAGAAGGACAUGUACCCGACAAGCAGUCAACCCUUGCAGCCCCAACCCUUGUGAUCCCUCAAAUGGCCGAUGUAUACCACAAGGCUCUACGUACCAGUGUACAUGUAAUGCUGGUUUCCAGCUAGGAGCAGACAGAAGAACAUGUACUCGACAAGCAGUCAACCCAUGCAGCCCCAACCCCUGUGAUCCCACAAAUGGCCGGUGUAUACCACAAGGCUCUACGUAUCAGUGUGCAUGUAACGCUGGUUACCAGCUAGGAGCAGACAGAAGGACAUGUACUCGACAAGCAGUCAAUCCCUGCAGCCCCAACCCCUGUGAUCCCACAAAUGGCCGGUGUAUACCACAAGGCUCUACGUAUCAGUGUACAUGUAAUGCUGGUUAUCAGCUGGGAGCAGACAGAAGGACAUGUACCCGACAAGCAGUCAACCCCUGCAGCCCCAACCCCUGUGAUCCCACAAACGGCCGGUGUAUACCACAAGGUUCUACGUACCAGUGUACAUGUAACCCUGGUUAUCAAUUGGGAGCAGAUAGAAGAACAUGUACUCGACAAGCAGUCAACCCAUGCAGCCCCAACCCUUGUGAUCCCAGAAAUAGUCGGUGUAUACCACAAGGCUCUACGUACCAGUGUGCAUGUAACGCUGGUUACCAGCUGUCUUCAGACAGAAGGACAUGUACUCGACAAGCAGUCAACCCCUGCAGCCCCAACCCCUGUGAUCCCACAAAUGGCCGGUGUAUACCACAAGGCUCAACAUACCAGUGUACAUGUAACGCUGGUUACCAGCUGGGAGCAGACAGAAGAACAUGUACUCGUCAAGCAGUCAACCCCUGCAGCCCCAACCCCUGUGAUCCCAGAAAUGGCCGGUGUAUACCACAAGGCUCUACGUACCAGUGUGCAUGUAACGCUGGUUACCAGAUGUCUACAGACAGAAGGACAUGUACUCGACAAGCAGUCGACCCAUGCAGCCCUAACCCCUGUGAUCCCACAAAUGGCAGAUGUGUUGCUCAGGGCUCUGUGUACCAGUGUUUGUGUAACCCUGGCUAUCAACUGUCAUCGGACAGAAGAACGUGUACUCGACAAGUCUUUAACCCAUGUGUUCCCAACCCCUGUGAUCCUACCAAUGGUCGAUGUGUACCUCUACAAGGCUUUCAGUACAGAUGUGAAUGUAAUCCAGGUUUUCAGCUGUCUGCAGACAGCAGAACAUGUCUUCCCGUACCCCCACCAAAUCCCUGUUUCCCAAAUCCAUGCGACCGAGUCCGUGGACAGUGCAUUCCACAAGGAUCGACGUUCAGGUGCACAUGUAGUGCAGGGUUCCAGCUCAUGGGGGAUGGACGGACUUGUGCCCAGCUGCGGAGAGACCCCUGCCAACCUAACCCAUGUGACCCGACCAAUGCCCAGUGUAUCCCAGAAGGAGACAACUUCAGAUGUGUAUGUCGGCCAGGAUUCCAGUUGGCUCCAGACGGAAGGACUUGUAAUGCCAUUACUAUCCCCCCACUAUUUAAUCCUUGUGUACCGAAUCCCUGUGAUCCAAUCAAUGGCCUGUGUACCCCGGAGGGAAGAAACUUCAGGUGCACCUGUAGGCCAGGGUUUCAGUUGUUACCAGAUGGCAGGACAUGUGCUCCAAUGGUUGUACGAAACCCUUGUGUACCGAACCCUUGUGAUCCAAUCAAUGGACAGUGUAUCCCAGAGGGAAGAAACUUCAGGUGCACCUGUAGGCCAGGGUUUCGGUUGUUACCAGAUGGCAGGAGGUGUGCUCAAAUCGAUCCUUGUGAGAACAACAACUGCGACUCUGUUAACGGCAGGUGUGUACCUGCAUAUGCUGCCGGAGGGGUGGUGUCCUUCAGAUGCGAGUGUAACCCUGGCUUUGCAGGAGAUGGCAUACAGUGCUUACGUCAGGACCCAUGCCUGAACAAUGACUGUGACACUGCCAAUGGCCGAUGUAUUCCACUAGGAAACACAUUUACCUGCCAGUGUAACCCUGGUUUUCAAGGGGAUGGAAGGACUUGUUUACGGACUACCCCAGUAGACCCGUGUGAGAACAAUGACUGCUCGGAGAAUGGCAGAUGUAUCCCACAAGGCAAUAGCUACACCUGCGAGUGCAACCCUGGGUUCCAAGGAGAUGGGAGAACCUGUACAGGGAUUGCACCACCAACAGACCCGUGUGAUGACAAUGACUGUGACCCCAAUGGUAGAUGUAUCCCACAAGGCAGUAGUUACACCUGCGAGUGUAAGGAUGGUUUUCAGGGUGACGGGAGAACAUGUACCACCAUUAACCCUUGCCAGGUAAAUGACUGUGAUUUGGUCAACGGACACUGUGUCCCCCAGGGUGGCACCUACAUGUGUGAGUGUAACCCUGGGUACAGUGGCAAUGGAAGAAGCUGUACCCGUAAGUUACUUGCUCCAAGCCCUUUCCUUUCUACUUUCAUCUUCUUCUGUCUUUGUCUUGUGUUUAAUUUUUCAGCAUCUCAGCCUAGCCACUGGCACCUACUGGCAUGGGGACCUCACAAGCCCUUUUCUCCCCAUACGGGAAUCAGUGUGGACCCAUGUGAUGGGAAUGACUGUGAUACAGAGAAUGGGUUCUGUGUACCCCAGGGGAACUCCUACACAUGUCAGUGUAGACCUGGCUUCCAGGGAGAUGGCAGGACAUGCACACGGAUUGCUCCUGCAGACCCAUGUGCAAACAACGACUGUGACCCAAUCAAUGGGCAAUGUGUGCCACUGGGAACACCUUUCACCUGCAUCUGUAAUGCUGGUUUCACACUUCUGGCGGAUGGCAAGACCUGCCUUCGACAAGACCCUUGCCUUGACAAUGCCUGUGACCGUAAUGCCCGCUGUGUGGAGGAUGCGAGCAGCCCGAUUGGUUACCAGUGUGUCUGUAAUGAUGGGUUUCUGGGCAAUGGCUUCACUUGCAGAGUCAAUGAUCCCUGUGAGAACAACCAGUGUGACCCUAAUGCCAACUGUGUGCCUGCCGGAGACUCCUACAGAUGUGCCUGCAAGCCAGGUUAUCAGGGAUCAGGAUUCUCAUGUACAGAGGAAGACCCUUGUGAUGCCAACAACUGUGACGCAAAUGCAGACUGCAUCAGAGAGGGCUCGUCUUUCAGGUGUCAGUGCAAACCACCCUUCACUGGAAACGGAUUCACCUGUACAAUUCCAAAUAUGUGCAUCUUCCAACCCUGUGACAUCAAUGCUGACUGCAUCAGCCAGCCUGGGUCCUUCAGCUGUCGGUGUCGUCAGGGUUACCAAGGCGAUGGACACUACUGCAACCCAAUCCCGGAUCCCUGCUCCCAUCCUGACUGCAGCCCAAAUGCCAAGUGCAUCCCCAACAUGGUAACAGGAGAGCAUACGUGCGAGUGUCUCCCCGGAUAUAUUGGCAACGGCAUUGUCUGCACAAGUAACACCAUUGACCCUGGACCUGUAGACCCUGACAACAAGGAUACUGACAACAACGGAACCCCUCCUCAGUGUUCGACCAAUGACUGUGAUGCGAAUGCCAACUGCAUUGCAGUUGGGGAUGGAUACAGCUGUGUAUGCAAGCAGGGGUAUGUGGGAGAUGGCAGAACAUGCACAGAACUGGAUCCCUGCAACCCAGAUCCAUGUGGCCCCAAUGCCUUCUGUUUGAAGCAUGGCACCCAGUGGAAGUGUCGCUGUAACAAGGGCUUCCAGGGCGAGGGUGACCAGUGCUUCGUGAUCGAAGGCCCGGAUCCUUGUCGCACCAGUGACUGCCACCCCAACGCCAACUGCCUUCCCACCAGCUCCUCCUACAGGUGUGAGUGCCGAGCUGGAUACAAGGGAGACGGUCGUCUCACCUGUAACCCUGCUGACCCAUGUGAUGACAACAAAUGUGACAGAAAUGCCAUGUGCAUCCCUGUCGGGCCGCGGUCCUACAGGUGCGAGUGUAAGAAUGGUUACCAGGGCAACGGAUUCUCCUGUGGAGCUGCUGCUUCCAUUCGGGCUGGAGAGGACCCCUGUGGCCACCUGGUCUGUGAUGUGAAUGCACGCUGUCUGUUCUUGGGGGGCAGGCCGAUCUGUCGCUGCAAUCAGGGAUAUGUGGGAAAUGGAUUCUUCUGCAAACCUGCAGUGCGGUAUGCACCUGCAAAUUGGCUGGACCCCUGCGCCAGCAAUGAGCACGACUGUGACAGAGACUUCGGCAGAUGUGUGUACGAGGGCCAGGGCAGGUACAGGUGUGAAUGUGCACCUGGCCAUGCUGGAGAUGGGAGGACAUGCAAUGCCAUAGCGGCUCUCCCCAGCCCCUGCGAAGAGGGGAGUCACAACUGUGACGAAAAUGCCGUGUGCAUUAAUGAGGGUGCAGGCAGAUAUUCCUGCCGCUGCAGACCAGGGUUGGUUGGAAAUGGAUGGACCUGUUACGCCACCCCUGUACAGCCCCCAGCCAACCCCUGUGAUCGGGCAGCUUGUGCCCCCCCUGGACAGGGCUUCUGUGUGCCCGUCAGUCUCACACAGUAUCGCUGUGAGUGCCUGCCUGGAUUCAGGGAUAUAAAUGGAGAUGGAAGGGUUUGCCAAGCCAUCCAGCCCCCAGGCCCUCAACCCACAGGCAACCCAUGUGACCGUGCCAACUGUGCACCCGAGGGGCAGGCCAAGUGCAUCCCUCUGGGCCCCACUGACUACCGCUGUGAAUGUCUGCCAGGGUACAGUGGUGAUGGGAGGGUCUGUACAGACAUGGAUGAGUGUGACCUGCUUGACCCUGCCUGUGACCCCAACGCACGCUGCAUCAACACAUUUGGGUCAUACCGGUGUGAGUGUGCGCCUGGGUUUGUUGGAGAUGGCAGGACCUGCUCUCCUGUCGGCCAGGCACCCCAGGCCUCUCUCCUGUUUGCCCAGGGCAUGUCCAUCAGCCGCAUCCCAGUCCCAGCCCAGGGUUACCGCGGGCAGAUAGUCGGCUCCCAGUCUGCAGCCCGCGGGAAGAAGGUGCUGGUGAAGGCAGGCAUGACCGCGGUGGGGAUUGACUACGACUGUGUGGAUGGGUACAUGUACUUCACUGAUGUCACCGGCAGGUCUAUCAGCCGUGCCAAGAUGGACGGCAGCCAGCCAGAGGUCAUCAUCAGCCAAGGCCUGAGCAGCCCCGAGGGUGUAGCUGUGGACUGGAUCAGUAAGAACCUGUACUGGACAGACUCUGGAACUGAUGUCAUCGAGGUGUCCAAGCUGGACGGUACAAACCGUAGGGUGCUGUUUAGGGAUGACCUUGUCAACCCCAGGUCCAUUGUGGUUGAGCCAUUCAGUGGUACCAUGUACUGGACUGACUGGAACCGUGAUAAACCAAAGAUUGUAACGGCCAAUAUGGAUGCCACCAACCGACGCACCUUUGUGGACAGUGAAAUUGCCCUGCCUAAUGGCAUCACCAUUGACUACCCAGCCAACCAACUCUGCUGGGCAGAUGCAGGCACCAAGAAGGUGGAGUGUGCCACCCUGGGCACAGCUGCCAACCGGCGCACAGUGUACACCCCGACUCAGUACCCCUUCAGCAUGACAUCUUACCAGGGCAGGCUCUUCUACACUGACUGGCAAAGGGAUGCAGUCCUUGCCAUUAACCCCCAGUCCCAGACAGAACAGGGCCCCCUGCCCCUCCCCCUGGGCUCCAGUGGAAAUCCCUACGGCAUCACCACCAUCACCAACACCUGCCGCAGGGGUGCCAAUGCCUGCAGCGUGCGUAACGGAGACUGCUCCCACCUCUGCCUGCCCAGACCUGGCAACCAGCGCUCCUGUGUCUGCCCCUCCAAUCAGUACUCCAACGAAGCAGCCUGUGUGGAGUAGAGAGUGUGGAAAGAGCCUCUCCAGUUUUUAACUUUUAACUCAAGAUUUUAAUCUCCACAAAAGAAGUGGAACUUCACCAAAGCAACUCUUUUCUUGGCAGAUGUGGAAAGAAUUUUUAAAAAUAUCCGUAUCAAUUGCAACGUCUUUCAUAAAAGGGUUAUAGUAUUGUCUUGUUGGUCAGUCAAGUUUGAUUGCUUGUUUAUCAGGUUCUGAUGACUUUUGACUAACUUAAAAUCCAUAUGCCAAAAUAUGCAAGGGAUCUUCAACUUGAAGCAUCCCCCUUGAGGGAUAUAAACCACAUCUUAUAGCCUCUGCCAAAUCAACUAAGUGGAACAGCUCUGUUUAUGGGAUCACACAGUUUUCCCUCUUCAACUUUCCUGUUAAAACAACCAAUUUAAUUUGAAUGGCCUUGGACAUUCCUCACAAAAAAACACUAUUUGCUGCCUCUGCUAGUCAACACAAGAGACAGUGCAGCAAUGGUGUUAUUCAGGUAAAGUGUAAGGUGCGAGUGUACGCCUGCACCAACCAGUAUUACUGUCAUUGCACUGCAUGCCAAGUAAGAUUUUAUCUAGCUUUUGUUAAAUCUUAUAGUGGACCUAUAAUGUAGGCACCAGAUUUUUCACAAAUGUAUAGUAGUGUGUAAUAUCUUGCUGUGUUAAAUGUAUCCUUGUUUUCUUCUUUGCCUAUUCUGUAAAAUUAGUGUAGUACUUGUAUUUUUUUCACUACAAUUGUGGUAAUACAUUUGUUUUUAUAAUGGAACCUUUUUUGUAUCAGGUGUAUUUAGAGUCAUGAUUGUUUUUACCUUGAUGUUUUAGCACUUUUCCAAGAACUUGUAGAUUUUUUACUAAUACAUGGACACAGAGAAUGAGCCUUAGGGAUAGAAAAGUGCACAGUAUGUUAUUGAGCACUUGAAGAAUGUAAGUUAUCACUUGAACUGAUGUAUGGUGCUGUUUCAACUUGUCUCAAUUUUUUUAGAUAAAGAAAAUACAUCCA
Molecule: messenger RNA, 10983 nt
Organism: Branchiostoma floridae (Florida lancelet)
Lineage: Eukaryota; Metazoa; Chordata; Leptocardii; Amphioxiformes; Branchiostomatidae
Product: fibrillin-2-like
Exons: 69
Coding region: 100-9990 (3296 amino acids)
Biological process (GO): cell-matrix adhesion
Molecular function (GO): calcium ion binding
Source: RefSeq, a predicted model, not a curated record